Megalobrama amblycephala (Wuchang bream) is the source of this 2919-nucleotide messenger RNA. RefSeq names its product zic family member 5 (odd-paired homolog, Drosophila) (gene zic5). The record is from RefSeq and is a predicted model, not a curated record. Lineage: Eukaryota; Metazoa; Chordata; Actinopteri; Cypriniformes; Xenocyprididae. Gene Ontology annotation, molecular function: RNA polymerase II cis-regulatory region sequence-specific DNA binding; DNA-binding transcription factor activity, RNA polymerase II-specific. The coding region runs from base 395 to 1891 and encodes 498 amino acids. The transcript has 2 exons. Gene Ontology annotation, cellular component: nucleus. Gene Ontology annotation, biological process: regulation of transcription by RNA polymerase II; central nervous system development.
CCUUCCACGUGUGUAUGUGUCUCGGUAAACAGAUUUGCCUGUAAGUUUGUGAGCACAACUUUCUGGAGUGAACAGUGAUGAAGAGAGUGAGGGGGCGGAACCCCGCUGAGCCUCUGCGCUGAAAGACAGCCAAUCGCUUCGUUCUCUUAACUGCCAGUCACCGAAAUCUGUCCAAUACCCGCAGUGCCAUUUCUAAACUCUAUUCCCCACUGUGUCCUCCAACUGUUGUAUGUUCUGCCAAUCGCUUGAGGACAGAGUGGGAAAAGGAGCAAGCAGAGUUAGAGGCAGGACAAAAGAAGUUCUAUAGACGGCCAUAUACAUAUAUUUUAAUGGUUUCAGAAGGCCCGUAGUUGGCGAAAACAAUAGCGGUGAGCGUGGACAUGACAGCGUAGUGAUGGAGCCCCCUUUAAGCAAGAGGAAUUCGGCGAUAAGAUUAGCGGAUUUGGCAUCGACUCAAGCCCUUCCUCAUCAGAAUAUGACAGGCUUCCCGGGGAUAGGGGGGCAUCACCCGCACUCCCACCAUGCCCACCUCCACCCUGGGGAGAUGGGCAACGACCCCGGAGUGGCUCUCACUCCAUUUGGACCCGAGCACAUGGCACAGACCAAUGCUCUCAAACUUAGUCCCUCUCAGCCUGUUCAAAGCCAUCCCGAAGCCCAGACCGCGGCAUCUUUCACGUCUUCUCAGACCACAGUUGGUUUCCCCGUGGCUCACCCCCACACAGGCUACACCACCAGCAGGGACUUCAUCCUCAGGAGAGAGCUCUCAGCCUCUGCUAUGCAUGCACUUGGCGACCAGCAUAGUUCCGCCUCCUCCCCUCAUCACCAUGGCAUGUUCAUUUCCCCAACAGGUGCUUAUGGGCACGCGGAAGGUGGUGCCCAUCCACUUUUCUCUGGACUGCACGAGCAAGCGGCCCCAGGUGCCCACCACCACCACCACCAUGCCCUCAACGGGCAGAUGCGUCUGGGUCUACCGGGGGACAUCUACGGCAGGCCAGAGCACUUCGGCCACAGGCCCGAGCACUAUGGAUCUUCUUCACUUCACAGCUACAACUCCAUGAACUUAAAUGUGAACCUCGCCACGGCUCCUCACGGAGCCACGGGGGCGUUUUUGCGAUACAUGCGGCAGCCCAUCAAGCAAGAGCUCAUCUGCAAGUGGAUUGACCAGGAGCAGACGUCCAAGAAACCCUGCUCGAAAACUUUCAGCACCAUGCACGAGCUCGUCAACCAUGUCACGGUGGAGCACGUCGGGGGACCGGAGCAGAGCAGUCACGUCUGCUUCUGGGAAGAGUGUCCGCGCGAGGGAAAGGCGUUUAAAGCCAAGUACAAACUGAUCAAUCACAUUCGCGUGCACACGGGCGAGAAGCCGUUCCCGUGCCCCUUUCCCGGUUGUGGCAAAGUAUUCGCGCGCUCGGAAAAUCUCAAGAUUCACAAGAGGACGCACACAGGUGAGAAGCCGUUCAAAUGCGAGUUUGAUGGCUGUGACAGGAAAUUCGCGAACAGCAGUGACAGGAAAAAGCACUCUCACGUCCACACGAGCGAUAAGCCUUACUUCUGUAAAGUGAGGGGUUGUGACAAGUCGUACACACACCCGAGCUCUCUACGCAAACACAUGAAGGUUCACUGCAAGUCUCCUCCGCCCCCUUCCGCCAACACGGGCUCCUCUUACCAUCCCUCGUCUACGACUAUCGGUGAUGCCCUCUCACCAAACCUGGAUCCCCACAGGAACCGUUCGUCGAACCUUUCCCCUCAGGUGACCAACCUAAACGAAUGGUACGUGUGCCAAGGGAGUGCUGGACCAAACAAUCUACACACCCCCUCCAGCGAUGUGCCAACGUCGGAAUCCGACGAUGAGGACUCUUUCAGACACACAGAUCCAAGGGCAAUGCUCUGAUGUGAACAGCAAGGAAUAUAUUCAUUGUGAAUUGUCCACAUUAAAAAAAUAAUAAUACAAAAUUCAAGUGUUGCAAUUCGAAGAAGUGGAACACCUAUGGAUGUCAGUGGGUGAAAAAUUUUGCCCCCAGUUUGCCCUUAAAACAUGCUCAGAGCAUUGAUGCAAUUUAUGUUUCAUAUGAUUAUCGCGUUUAUAAGCAGCUGUAAUUUGCAACAUGAAAUAACUGACAUAAAAAAAAAACUGUCAAUUUUUUAAAAAGAUUUUACCUGACUUGACAUCAAAUAAUUAUGAGCUAAAAGGAUUUAUAAAUUAGGUUUAAGUUGUUUUAUUAUUACUACACCCCUUUGUUGCACAGAAAUCUUUUAUAGAGAAUCAUUCUACACGUUAAAUGUCUGAGGGGGAAAAAAUUGCAGUGACAAUAAUUUUGAGUUUUUGUAUAUUGUCAGUGUCCAAAAAAAAUGAAUGGGUGGAGUCUUUGUUAAAGUUUAUACAAUAUCUGUGGUCAGGACGGUUUUUUUGUGAUAUUUAAAAUAUUUAAACCUAUAUUUUAUGCAAAAUCAAUGUAACUCUGAUUAAGGAGUACUAAAUAUGUCCAUUGAGACCCUAAAUAAUGUAUCAUUGACAGGCCUGUCCCUGACUGAUUUGUAAAUAGUAAAUGGUAUUGAUGCUUGUGAAUGUUUUCGUAGAGUCUCAACAAGUUUUGUACAUUGUAAUUUAUUUGCUGGUAUUAAUGUUGGUCUGGAAGUACAGAUACACCAAAGAAUAAUAUAAUUCUGGUGAAAAGAAGUGAUGCUUUUUAUCGUGUUCUGUAAAAAAGUCUUACUUGAAUAGGAUGUAUAAUGUGAAGAAUAUUUCGCAUGAAUCGUGUAGUAACUCUUUCUUUUGAGGUGCAUGAUGGUGUUGAUGGAAAAAAACGUAAGAAGGUCGUGAAGAAAUGUGAUGUUUGUGUAUAGCUAUAUGGAAAACUUGAAUAAAAGGCAGGACGUGUAAAUAUGGUCUUUUCAAUAAAAAAGGCCUUGAUUCAUUCA